This is a messenger RNA of Lethenteron reissneri (Far Eastern brook lamprey), 3539 nucleotides long. RefSeq names its product periphilin 1 (gene PPHLN1). Lineage: Eukaryota; Metazoa; Chordata; Hyperoartia; Petromyzontiformes; Petromyzontidae. The record is from RefSeq and is a predicted model, not a curated record. Gene Ontology annotation, biological process: negative regulation of DNA-templated transcription; protein localization to heterochromatin; negative regulation of gene expression, epigenetic. Gene Ontology annotation, cellular component: nucleoplasm.
CACGGCCCGAGCCAAGGGGAGUUGCGGUGGGCGCCGCUUUAACGGAGCGAAUUUCGCUGUCCAAGUCGAGAGAGGAGGAGAGAGAGAGGGGGUGGGGGGGUAACAACGGAGGCGAAAGAGUUUAACACGACAAGCAAUGGCGUGGCAUCCACGUAGCAACAAGAGGAUGAUGCCAAUGGGUGACCACGGCUACAGAGAGAAGUCAACAUUUAUGGACCAGGAGCCUCGUUGGCUGGACAACCCUGAUGACGUACCGAUCUAUCAUUAUCGAGGCAUGGAGCGGCGUAGGUCACCCAAAGAAUGGUACGAAGAAGAUCGGGACGUCCACCGACAGUGGGACAGGCGUUCAGCAAGUCGCGCACCAGAAUACAGUGAGCAAGACCACUACCGCCACCAAAUGCCUCGUGGCAGGCCCUGGGCCAACAACACGCCGUCCGGCGCGAUGCCCUUCGACGCUCGCACCGUGCGCAACACGGCUCGUGGCGGCAGUGGCGACGACGGAGUUGGUGUGCGGGACCGCAGCUUCUCCCCCUACGAGCGCGGCAAUGACCUGCGCCGCAGCUACUCGCCGAACAACGACUCGUACGAGCCGGGGCCAGGGAGGUGGACGAGCGGCCGCAGUUACGAGCGGGAGCGGUUGCCCCCGUUGCUGCCCGGGGGCCGCAGCAUCGCUGGCGACAGGCGGUCUGUUUCGCCGCCGCCGUACUUCCAGGGCCGCCCGAGUUUCACGGAAUGGGACGAUGCACCCGGGAGAUCGAAGGCUGCCAGGCCGGAACCCAAGAGGAGGAGGAGUCCUCUGCUGGCGCAUCCCAAGGCGUACAGGUCGACGUUGCCAGCCGCGGGCCAUGCUGUGGGUGUCUCAUUGAAGCCGCACACGGUCACCAGGCAGAGCAAAGGAAAAUCUGCGGAACCGCCGAAAACUAAACUUGGUUUCCGCAGCCCGUCGGCCUCCCCCAAGGUACUCGAUGCAGCACAGCCACCAACGCAAAGCGGACAGAUCAACUCGAGCCUGGCUGCCGAGGAGGUCGUCUCUGCGGCGGUGGCGGCGGUAAAGAACGCUUCCCCCAAGCCGUCCGAUUGGACGGAAAGGACGAACCUCGCCGACAUGAUGGUCGGCGCGGACGCCCGCGUGGGCCUGUCGUUUCCCACCAACGGUGUGCCCAAGGACCACCCGACGGAGGCGUACGGCGCUACCUUCCUCCAGAAGUUUGGCCCCAAGGGCGACGAAGACAAGGGACGAGCCAAAUUUGCCGAAAGCAGCGUCGCUGGAAAGUCGAGCGAAGCUAGGCCGGCCACGGACGCUGCGGGCGGUGCUCCUCCGGAGCCGGUGAUAUGGAACUGCGGCAAGCGUUUGGCGGCGGCGGCGAGCGGAGGGAUUCCCUUCCUGUCAUCGACGCUCCAGGAGCAGCAGCAGCAGCAGCAGCAGCAACAGGAUUCCCCGAAUUCUCCCGCUAUGCGCGGCGUAGGGAAGCCGCUUUGUCGGGGCGGCUUGGCGGAGAUUUCGACUUCCUCUGACGAGCCGGCAGCGGCGCGUUUGGAGAAGGCCUCCGUGGGACCGGUGGCGGGGCCUUCGGAUGGCGCCGUUGGCUCGAGCACGGCCUCUCCGCCCGUAGGCAUCGGAGACGCGGAGGCUGCAGCUAAGAGUGUGAAAGAGCCGGAGGGCGAGAAGCACCUGGACACGGUGGACGAAGAGGUGCUCAAGAAGAGGCGUGAAAUCGAGCAGGCGUACCGGGAGGACUGCGGGACGUUCUGCACGGUGGUGAGGAUGCUGGUGGACAAAGACCCGUCGCUGGAGAAUGCCGUGCAGGCCUCGCUGAGGGCCAACAUCGUUGAGAUGGGGCAGCAGGCCCUGGAGCAGCUCCGGAAUUUUGUGGCGAGCCGCAAGCGCUUGCGGAGCAAGGAGCACUCGCCGGCGCUGCCGCAGGUCUGACCGGCUCCGUAGCGCGUCUGCAACAGCGGCCGCGGUGGUCGAGGUGUUUCGCUUGAGAAAUGGAAGUGGACUUGGGCACAGGAAGGCGUGAUAGUGUUGAAUGUUUAUAGUGUGUACGUGUGUAAAAUGAGCGUGUCGAAACUUGGGUUUUUGGAAAGCCCUUGGUGUUGGUUAGCAGUAUUGGUUAACCAUUGUCUGUAUUGUUAUUGUUGUUUUUUUUUUUACAAAUCGUGUACAGAUGUCAAUAAGUGCGUGUGAAGUUACGUUUGCUGUAACUGUUAUAUUAUAUAAACCAUCCGGAUAAGACUGUGGUGGUGUAACAGUUGUUUCUUCCGGAGUGGAAGUUGGACCAAUGGAACUAUUUUCUUAAUCCCCCUCCCCCACCCACCAUUUUAAUGGAUACACCACAAGGCAAUCGUCAUGUUCUGUGUGGUGGGGUAAACUGUGAGUAUUCCCAGAACGCUUCUAAGGGUUCUGUCCAGAGUCGAGGGGGAGUUAGUGGGAUUUUUCUGGAGCUCCCUCCCUCCAAUGCCGGGGCCUGGACCUACACCUUUUGCCUUUGCAAACCAUAUUCAAAUGAUGUACAUAUUUUUUACAUCGAGGCUACCGAAACGCAAAGAACAGGAGUGAAGAGAUGAGAAAAAAAGAAAAUAGGACACAUAACAAAACAUCAUUAUUUAAUUGGAAGGCGGGCGUGAUUUUGUGACACAAAUUCAACGAGCCGAUGUGGGAGCGGUGAAUCGUUACAUCCUAGAUUUGAAGCUUUCAUCCUAGAUUUGAAGCUUUAGGUAAAGUUACGUAGGUAAAAAAUGAAAUUAAAAUUAAUAAAAAAUAAAAACAAUAAAAUCACGACGUUUCGGAGGCAACACAAGCUUCACCUGAAGACGGAAGCUUGUGUUGCCUCCAAAACGUCGUGAUUUUUAUUUUACUUUUAUUAAUUUUAAUUUUUUACCUACGUGACUUUACCGAAAAAACCUAAGAAUAUAAAUCGUUACAUCGCUUGAAGGGAGACUGCAGAGGUUCAACGGUGGGGGGGAAGUGAAGGUGGCGUGGUUUUUUUAUGAGCGCGACAUCGUUCUAUUUUUCCUAACACUCACUCAGUGCGGCGUUGAGUUUUGUUGUCUUACUCUUAUUACACGGUGGGCUUUGUUGCAAGUCCCAUUACCCCCUGCUGGUUCAGUAGGCAAGUGUACCGUAUUGAAAUGUGACACCAGCAUACUGCACAUACGUCAAAACACUACCGGCGUUGGUAGGAGGGGCAGGACGGGGUUGGUGAAAUCUGAACCAUCUGGGCUUUAUUUUAACCUAAUUCUCGGGACGACUGCGAGAUGUUUUAUUUUUUAUUUUCUUCUUGUAAUACAAUGGUGUGUUUUCAACGUGCCGUUGUGCAUCUGCCUGUGUGUGCUUUUGCCGUCGGGUUUAUUUUUUUUAUUUUCUGCAUGUUACGUUACAGAGCGUUCCCUUGUACUAUGUUGGGCAGAAAUGUAAUUAUUUACAAAGUAAACGUGCGUGACGUCACACAUUGGAAUAGCAAAAGCAUCUGUCCGUCUCAACGAGAUUUGUACAUUUUGUGUCGUGAAUAUUCUGUAAUAAAAACCAAUGUACAGUG